Nestor notabilis (Kea) is the source of this 484-nucleotide messenger RNA. Its product is annotated as diacylglycerol O-acyltransferase 2-like. Gene Ontology annotation, cellular component: endoplasmic reticulum membrane. Lineage: Eukaryota; Metazoa; Chordata; Aves; Psittaciformes; Psittacidae. The transcript is spliced from 4 exons. The record is from RefSeq and is a predicted model, not a curated record. Gene Ontology annotation, biological process: lipid metabolic process. The annotation marks the transcript as partial.
GCUGCCCUGCACACCCUGCUCGCAGUACCCUGGCCCUCGCAGCGGGAUAUCCGCUCCUGGCUCCAGCUGCUCUCCGUCCUGCAGUGGGUGCUCAGCUUCCUGCUGCUGGGAAUUGUCAGCCUGCUCUUCCUCAUCUACCUCGUGUUCACCAGCUUCUGGCCCAUCCCUGCACUCUACCUGGCCUGGAUCAUCUUUGACUGGGACACACCGGAGAAAGGUGGCAGGAGGCUGCCAUGCCUGCGGCGAUGGACCGUGUGGAGGCACUUCCGGGAUUAUUUCCCUGUGAAGGUAUGGUGCAGGGAACCAGGCCACAACUACAUCAUUGGCUCUCAUCCUCAUGGCAUCCUCUGUGUUGGCGCCUUCUGCAACUUCAUCACAGGCUCCACGGGCUUUGAGGAGAUGUUCCCGGGCAUCCAGCCCUUCCUCACCACCUUGGCUGGCAACUUUCGACUGCCUGUCUUCAGGGAGUACCUGAUGAGUGGGG